Messenger RNA from Alternaria rosae, 1214 nucleotides. RefSeq lists its product as uncharacterized. NCBI's taxonomy places the organism in Eukaryota, Fungi, Ascomycota, Dothideomycetes, Pleosporales, Pleosporaceae. The record is from RefSeq and is a predicted model, not a curated record. The coding region runs from base 199 to 927 and encodes 242 amino acids. The transcript has a single exon.
UUGACACAGCGUUUUGCCGACGCCUUGGCUGCCGUAAUCCUGGCCACUAGCGAGCUGUGGACCCUUUGCGCGGCUGGCGUCUGGAGCUACUGGGAGCAGCGCCAGCCAGUCUCAACAAGAACACUGGCGGAAUCGCACACUAUAGGCACAUUCACGACGACCCAUAUUUCCAAAAGAGCAAGAACCACCUGCAUCAUCAUGGCCGACGCACGAGCUCUUUUGCGACAACAGCGCGCAGCACGGCAGCAGGCGCAAAAGCCCCAAAAGCAAUCGGCAGCUCCUGCGACAGCACCCGCGUCGAAAAAGCGCAAGGCUACAGACGAGACAGUGGAGGAGAGGAAACGUACGCGAACCGAGGAAGAGGCUGGUGUACCAGCGGGCUUCUUCGACGCUGGGGCUACAGAAGAUGGAGAAGAGGCUGCGUCGGCACCUGCAGCCCAGGAAAGCACGCCCACACCAGAUACCCAGCCUCCAGAGGCACCCAAGGUGGCUGAGCCCCAACUCGAUCCCACAGCCCAAGCAGAGCUCGAUGCCUUCUUAAACGAGAUGAACGCCGAAAAGCCCAUGCCACCACCGCCCACUCGAUCCGCCUACUCGGGUGCUGUCAUCGAGGCCGCGCCCAUGACAGCCGCCCAGAUCGCCGCACAAGCACGAGAAGACCAGAGUGCACAACGCGCAAGGAGGGACGAGGAGAUGGAGGGCGAGAAAGAGGAUGCUGCGCGGGCGCUCGAAGACGAAUUCGAAGAGAUGGAAGGCCUCGAAGAGAGGGUGAAGCGACUACGCGAACAGAGAGAAGCUUUGCGAUCCAAGUCUGGAGCACCAGUCGAGGCAGAGGACGUUGCGCCAGCGGCUCAAGCCAUCGAAGAAGAUGGAGAGAGCGAGUCCGACGACGAGGACUGGGACGACUGGAGGUUUCGUCCCGCUUAAUUUCUAGGCCCGCAUUGCAUACAGUAGGCUUUCUGGUGGUCAGCGCAUGUAUUAUAUUGUAGCAUUACACAAUUGUGAUACCCGGGGAGGCGUUCCCAAGCAGCGAUACAUUCAGUCCAAGCAGGGUUUGUCCUUGUCAUACAAAUACGACAUCACAUAGAGACAAUUACCUAUUCUGCUUUUUUCAACACUUCGAACGACUUGCAGACUUGCAGCCCAAAGCAAACCCCUGACAUGUGAGAUGGCGGUAUCGAGUGCCAAGGCGAGCGUCAUUGGUGAGAAACCAA